AUGCAUAUCCUCGUGACCAACGACGACGGUCCCCCCUCGCCACAUUCGUCCCCCUACGUCGCCUCCCUCGUUGCCGAGCUCAAGAAGGCGGGCCACACCGUCUCGGUCUGCCUCCCUCACACGCAGCGCUCCUGGAUCGGCAAGGCCCACAUCAUCGGCCAGUCCGUCAAGCCCGUCUACUACACGCCGUCUCCGAACCUGUACGGCGAUGACGCCGAGGGCACCAUCCACACGCGGCCCACGACGUCGGACCCCGCGACGCCCGGCACCUUUGACGCCGACAAGGAAUGGGUCCUCGUCGACGGCACGCCGGCCUCGUGCGUCCAGAUCGGCCUGCACCACUUCUUCGCCGAGCGCGGCCCCGUCGACCUCGUCGUCAGCGGGCCCAACUACGGCCGCAACACGACGGCCGUCUUUGCCCUGUCGAGCGGCACCCUCGGCGGCGCCAUGGAGGGCGCCAUCUGCGGCAAGAAGGCCAUCGCCCUGAGCUACGCCUUCUUCUCGCGGAACCACGACCCCGUCAUCAUUGGCGGCGCCGCGCGCCACGGCGUCCGCGUCAUUGAGAAGCUGUACGCCGACUGGCCCGCCGACGCCAGCGUCGACCUCUACAGCGUCAACGUGCCGCUCGUCGAGGGCGUCGAGACCCACAAGACGCUGUGGACCGGCGUGCUGCAGAACUACUGGCACGACGCCGGCUGCUUCCAGGAGCUCGACGGCGACGCCGCCGACGAGGUUGUCGAGGAGGAGAGGAUACGCGAGGGGCAGGGCGGCGAGGUCCAGGGCGGCGAGAGGAAAGCGGACGAGCUGCUGCACAAGAAGCACAGACAGAGGCACUUCAAGUGGGCGCCGUCCUUUGCCGGCGUCUACAAGAGCGUCGAGGAUGCGCCGCCUGGCAACGAUGGCUGGGCUGUCGAGAAGGGAUACACAAGCGUCACGGCCUUGAAGGCAAACUUCUGGCACGCCGCGGAGCAUCUGCAUGAGAAAGAGCUGGUUCUUUCGCCGUCCCGGGAGGAGGAGGCCAAGACGAGCAGCCAGCAACUACCCCUGAGGCCCGCCGCGGCCCAGAAGCCGGAACAGGCAGAGACGGCCACGUGCUACGCCGUUGUCGAUUACGGCGACGAAUACGUCCAGCCCCUGAUUCUGGACGCCAUGAACUCACUCCUGCCCGAGGGAUCCUGGGAGCUGCUGCCCCACUCGCCAUCCUCGUCAGCCGACGAAGUCCUGUCGCUGGCGAACAUUGUCCCCUCGCCGACGGCCAAACUCGUGCAGAUUGCACCCUACGAGACGCUUGACUUUGCGUACGCCGCCGACCACUCGUCCACCGUGCUCAUCAACAGCUACAUGAUCCGCAAGGCUCUCAUCCGGAAGCACUACCUGUCCGCGACGGUGGAGACGUGGUCCGCCAAACACCCGUCCUCGUCGCUGGCCACGGGCGUCAAGCGCAGCGAGCACUUUGAGCUCGACUACGCCGAGUUUCUCGACGACGCCCUCGUCGAGGCCUUUGACCUGCGCGAGAGCCUCGAGCGGAACGAAGAAAAGGACGACCCGGCGCAGCGGGACUGGUGGAUCCUGAAGCCCGGCAUGAGCGACCGCGGCCAGGGCAUUCGGCUCUUCAGCACGCAGGACGAGCUGCAGGCCAUCUUUGACGGAUGGGAGGCCGACAGGCCCGACAGCGAUGCCGGCGAAGACGGAGACGAAGACGGAGACGGAGAAGGGGGAGAAGCCGCCGGCGGCGCCCGCGACGGCAGCGGUGACUACAUCACGACAUCGCACCUGCGCCACUUUGUCGCCCAGCCGUACAUCCACCCGCCGCUGCUCCUCGACACGGACAGCCGCAAGUUCCACAUCCGCACGUACGUGCUGGCCGUCGGCUGCCUGUCCGUGUACGUCUACAGCGACAUGCUCGCGCUCUUCGCGGGCGCGCCGUACGCGCCGCCGUGGACGGCGCCCGAGAACCUCGACGCCCACCUCACCAACACGUGCCUCCAGACGGCGGCCGGCAGCGAAGCCGCCACGACGCCAACGACGACGACGACGCCGACGGUGCGCCGGCUCGCGGCCCUGGGGCUCGCGCCCGCGGUCGAGCGGCGCGUGCGGGACAAGAUUGGCGCGCUGACGGGCGACGUCUUCGAGGGCGCGGCGCGCGGCAUGACGGUGCACUUUCAGCCGCUGCCCGGCGCGUUCGAGGUGUACGGGCUCGACUUCCUCGUCGAUGCCGCGGGCGACGCCUGGCUGCUCGAGGUCAACGCCUUCCCGGACUUUAAGCAGAGCGGCGACGGCCGGACGGGGCAGGUUGUGGCUGGCUUCUGGCGGGGUGUUGUGCGGACGGCUGUGGCGGGGUUCUUCGGCGUCGAGACCCCCGCCGCCGGCGAGGGUGAGGGCACGAUGGAACUUGUAAGGGAGAUUGAUCUGGGCCGGAGGUGA
Messenger RNA from Verticillium nonalfalfae, 2424 nucleotides. RefSeq lists its product as uncharacterized. The record is from RefSeq and is a predicted model, not a curated record. Gene Ontology annotation, molecular function: hydrolase activity. Gene Ontology annotation, cellular component: P-body. Lineage: Eukaryota; Fungi; Ascomycota; Sordariomycetes; Glomerellales; Plectosphaerellaceae. Gene Ontology annotation, biological process: protein modification process. The coding region runs from base 1 to 2424 and encodes 807 amino acids. The transcript has 3 exons.